ACUAUUUUUUAAUGCUCAAUGGCAGUGUAGUUCCAGAUUUUUCGUAGCGCUUUGGGUUCUUUCGCAUCCUCGACAUCCUGUCUCGGCGACGGCGGAGCGGGAUGACGAUGUUCCACUUCGUAAAUUGCGUGAUUCUCACAUUCGGCCCGCAUGCCGUUUACUACUCCGCCACUCCUCUGUCGGAGUAUGACACUAUUGGAACGUCAGUGAAAGCUCUGGUCGUCUAUCUUGUAACAACACUGGUGAAGCUUAUUUGCCUUGCAACCUUUCUAAAGGUUUCUGAGACUGACGGCUUUGAUCCACAUCAGGAACUGAUGAGGACACUUAUUGGCUUCAUAGACGUUGCUGGGAUUUAUUUUGCAUUGACUCAAUUGACUCAUAGGAACAUCUCUCAAACUCAUAAAUUCCAAGCUGUUGGACUAGGAUGGGCAUUUGCUGAUUCAGUUCUAUACAGGCUGGCACCUCUCUGGAUUGGUGCUAGAGGCUUGGAAUUUACGUGGGAAUACAUAUUCCAAGGCCUUGAAGCAAAUGCGAAUCUGGUUCUGAAUUUAUCACUUGCUGCAUUGGUAUCACUGAUGUGGCUUAGGAAGAACAAACCCAAAAUUGUAAUCCCAAUUAUUUAUGCCUGCGCUGUCCUACUUGCAUCGAUGCCAUCCAUUGUCAGCUAUUUGAGAAAAGCGCUGGGUUGGGAACCUCUGAAGGUGGUGGGAUUUGAGCUAACUUCGUCCCUGGUGAUGGCUUUUAUCAGCUGGCAACUUUUCUACGCUUGCCAGAGACAAGUAUGAUGAAUCUUUCUAUCUCAAAUAAAGCGAAUAAAUUCUGUUGGGGAAAAGUUGUAAUUGUCGGUUGCCAUAUUUACCAGAAAAUUGAUUGUUAACUUAUUCCCUACCACGUCGUAUCAUUCACUUUUUAGCUUGAAUUUUUACAUCUUUCGAGACCUGAUGAAGAGCAAUCGGUUUCCAUAUUCUUAUAUCAUUGGUGAUAUAUACAUUUUUGUCAGGUAUGUAUGGCUGUUUCCUAUGCCUAUUCCCAUUGCAUCAGACUAGAAAUUCUAAUAUUAUGAUAUGGAACUAUAGUAACUACAUGUACCUUUUCUUGUGCUCAUGUAGACUUAUGUUAUACAUAUUGAUUUGGAAUCCAAUUUAA
Molecule: messenger RNA, 1146 nt
Organism: Phalaenopsis equestris
Lineage: Eukaryota; Viridiplantae; Streptophyta; Magnoliopsida; Asparagales; Orchidaceae
Product: transmembrane protein 147
Exons: 7
Coding region: 102-785 (227 amino acids)
Source: RefSeq, a predicted model, not a curated record